This is a messenger RNA of Dryobates pubescens (Downy woodpecker), 3522 nucleotides long. It is a transcript of the gene CRACDL, whose product is annotated as CRACD like. The record is from RefSeq and is a predicted model, not a curated record. Bases 226 to 3141 code for a protein of 971 amino acids. NCBI's taxonomy places the organism in Eukaryota, Metazoa, Chordata, Aves, Piciformes, Picidae. The transcript is spliced from 11 exons.
ACUCAGGAAGGCACAAUGUACUGGGUAACUGAUGAGAUGUAGGGUGCACUAUCCAAGUCAAACUGAAUUGAGGCUUUCAGAAUCCUCUGUGCGAACUUGGAAGUGCCUCUGCUCUUUUUGCAACUGCUUACAUGUCUGGCGAGGUGACAGAUCCCUUUUGAAACACCAGUAGCGUUUUGUGUUACAUUGAAUUUGGCCAACAGGAGCAUACUCAGUGACUGUCACAUGAGUUCUUCAAGGAUAAUGGAUCCGAAGGUGGGAGAGACUGAAGGAGACGGAGAGGACAAUUCAGGAAAGAAAAAAUCAAAGUUCAAAUCUUUCAAAAAGUUUUUUGGCAAAAAGAAAAGGAAAGAGACAUCGUCGUCUGGGAGCAGCAGUCUGAAGCUAUGCCAGUCAACAAGUGAUGUCGCAGCCUCUCACAACAUGCAUAUUAAUUACGACUCUGAAGAUGAGCUUGAGAUGCAUAAAGGCAUUAUGGGAAGCAGAGCUUUGUCACAUGACAGCAUUUUCAUCCCUGAGACUGGGCAAGAGCCUGCAAGGCCAGUAAGAGUGUUUUCUCAAGAAAACAUUUCCGAUGGGAUUAGAGCUUUACAGCGGAAACUCCAGCCUACCAUGAAACUGGGACCUCCACCUCCGUUUGGAUUUCAUGCAAAGCGAACAGAGGAUGCUGGUACCAGUUCUGAAGAUGAUGGAUUACCCAGGAGCCCUCCAGAAACAUCUUUACUCCAUGGAAACUUUAAUUCAGGCACAGCAGCAAAAUUCUCUGAUUCUCACAAGCACCUUAGCUCUUUGAGUUUAGCUGGAACAGGCAGUGAAGAAGAAGAACAGGUUACAUCGAGUCCUUCUUCUAGAUCUCGCUCUACAGACAGUCAGCUGUUCCCUAAGCAUGGAAAUACUAAAACUGAAGCUCCCCAGAUAUCUGACAGUACCAUCUCACCCACAGCCGAUUUUGACACUCCACCUGAGUUUUCCUCUUGCUUGGAUAAUUCUGCUGCUAAACACAGGCUUUUAAUAAAACCCCGGAACCAGAGGUCCAGUAAAAUGAGAAGAUUUUCUCAGAGGACCCCAUCAGAAUCUCUGACUGAUUUGAGCUGUACCCCAGAAGAAGAAGAGGAUGUUGAAAAAGAGAUGCACACAGACUUGCCAGAUGCUGUAUUCAAACCCAGCAGACAAGAACUGCCAUGCAACACAGCUGCAGCACAGGAUGUGGCUUCCUGCUCAAAGCUCAGAAUGCCUGAGGACCUUCCCCCUGCUUUGAGAUCAGCAAUGACUCAGCCUGCUUCUGAGUCUGCUGUUGUACAGGAAGCCCUGCUACGAGAGAAUAAACGAGAGGGCUCCCAACCAACACUGGAAACAGUGUGUGUGAAGUCUGAGUGCCCAGUGCUGUUAGAAGGCAAAGACUCUGCAACUUCUUCCUACUCCAGUCCAGAGAGUGAAGUACAAAAGCAAGAACACUCCUCAGAAACACCAAUUCUGUUGUCUGGGCAUGUGAGAAAUGUGUCAAUCAAUAUUUUAAAUCAAGAAACCAAGGAGCUUCCUUCUGUGUGUUCAGUAAAUAAAAUACCACCUGAAGAAGAUAUUUCUGUAAGUAAGAAUAGCAUUUGCUUGGAAGGGUCAGAAGAAAAUAUACAGCAGGUUGAUCACAUACCUGUGGAAAUGCCCUGUAAUAAAGAGGCAAUGAAAGAGGUUGCUCUACUCUCAGAGUCUAGCAAGCACAUAGGUUCUUUACAGCCCACAGAUUCAUUCCAUGUUUCACAUCCUGCUUCCUCAACGUGGAUGGAAUCAUCUGCUUCCUGCUCUCUAGAGAAAACAAAGACUGCACAAGAGACAGCUGCUUCUGGUAAGGAGAACAGUCAGUCAGUGGGACACAAGGAGGAACUUUUGGAGGAGAAAGCUGAAAAAGCAGCCAAUGAACUCAGUGCCUCGAGAAAGUUUUCUGUCUCCUCUGCAAGGGAGAGACCAAGGACCAGAAGUGUACACUUCCCAGAAAGAUCAGAGUUGGAAAGCACUUUAAAUACUGGAUUCUUCCUGUCCAAAGUACAGGUCUCCUUGAGAAAUGAGAAGUGGAAAGAAGACUUGCAGAAGGGACCAGAUCUGGAGGAGGAAAAAAGUAGCAACAAAACCCAGGCAUUGCCGCCAGAGUCCAGCUCUGAGAGCACAGGCCAGCCUAGAGACAUUUCAGUUGGCUGCGUUUUGCCAUCUAUUGAUGUGGGGCUGGCACCAAGCAACUCUUCAGAGGUAUCUCAGAAUCAGCCAAGCUGUGAAUAUAGAAGUCCUUUUCAAGUGAAACUUAGAUCCACCUCACUGUCCUUGAAAUUUAGAGAGAACUCAUCACCAGAAUCAAAAGGAGUUAAAAGAUACAGUGCAGAGUUUAAUUUAGAAAAUGAGGGGUUGAAUUCCAUUCUAAAAGGAGAUAAGGCACAGACCAAAAAACCAGCUGAUACAAAUGUUGGUGAUUCUUUAAAUGAAAAGAUCAAACCCAAAGCAAAGUCCUCUGAACAGCUCAGUAGCAAACCUCCAUUGCCUAAAAAGCCAGCCCUGCAAAACACAACACUUUCAAAUACUACUGCAAACAAGGAGAAGCAGGACACAGCUAUUUGCUCUCCCAGAAACAAAGAUAAAGACUUGGAGAAAAAGACAAAUCCUUCUCAAGUGUCUGAGAGAAGUGUGCCUUCCGCCGUGGCUGCUGGAGACUCUGGAAAAGAUCCCAAUACUCCUGUGGAGCCAGCCUGGAUUUCCAUAGCGAGGCAAAAGCAGAGGGGCAUGCAGCAGGAGCAGGAAUUCAACAGAGAGAAACUUGUGGCUCUGGAUGUUAAGUCAGAUACAGAGAAACAGAACAAAGGGAAGGAAGAAACAGAGGGGCCAGUGAAGCAUCAGUGGAGCAAACCUUCACACUUGGCACCUAAAACCACUUCUGAAGAACAAAAGAAAGAGACGAAACCUGAAGGGAAAGAGUCGCUGCUGAGAACCAAUACACUGUUGCAUUAUGUCCCGGUAGCUCCAUCACCAGCAGUGGUGGAUAAAGAGGAAAUAAGCCACCUGAAGAAAGCUAAUAAUGCUGCUCCAGAUCAACCGUUGUGGAUGGAACUGGCCAAAAAGAAAUCGCAAGCUUGGAGUGAUAUGCCACGGAUUGUAAAAUAGAAUGAUGAAGACAGAUAGCAUCUUUCAUAAUUAAGUCAGCUACAUAACAGAAUUUCUACAGACCAGCUAAUCACCAUGGAGAAUCUCUUGAUACAGGAGAAGGAGUUUAUUACACAGCUGUGGAGAAAGUGUGCAAUAGGUGCAGUCAAAAAGUUUACCUUCAACUUUGUAGCAAUCAGGAUUUCAAUAGUUAGCAAUAGAUUGCUUAAAUUAUGCUAAGGACAUGCUGAUACUUUGGAAAAGAAAACUUUUGCUUUACUUAUUUCCUGUGUUUUCUGCAUUAAAUUGACAUUUGCAUCAAAACAGGAUCUUUGCUAAACUUUGCUGAGCUUCUUUGUUGCAGGAUAUUUUUAUUUGUUCUCUCUGUUUACAUUUAUAGAC